Molecule: messenger RNA, 4189 nt
Organism: Cynoglossus semilaevis (tongue sole)
Lineage: Eukaryota; Metazoa; Chordata; Actinopteri; Pleuronectiformes; Cynoglossidae
Gene: znf296
Product: zinc finger protein 296
Exons: 3
Coding region: 378-2549 (723 amino acids)
Biological process (GO): positive regulation of transcription by RNA polymerase II
Cellular component (GO): nucleus
Molecular function (GO): RNA polymerase II cis-regulatory region sequence-specific DNA binding; DNA-binding transcription factor activity
Source: RefSeq, a predicted model, not a curated record
AAGAAGGUGUGAAGAGAGAAGGGCGGGCUCAGGGUCGGUGGGGCGGGCGGUGCUUAGGCUCGACCAUGCCCCCUCCUGCCCUCUAUCUUGUCGCUUCGAGGGGGAAGAAGUGUGAACUUGAACGCCGCCUUCACUGAACGGACUGUGUGUGUGUGUAAGUGUGUGUGAGUGAGAGAGUCCCGCAGCCAGAGGCCACUCUCUCGCUCACUCUCAUCAGCGUCUUCGUAACAUCCGCGUCGCACCGCUUGGUUCUGGGCAGUUAGUCGGAGGAUUUUUGGCCGGACGCUGUGUUCAAGCACCGGCGGUUUUCAUUACUUGUCCGCGAGAAGCAGGUGAACGAUUGGCCGGAGUGGAGAGAAACGGAGCGCUGACGCACCAUGUCCAGGCGCAAACUUGGAAGCAGACCGCAGCACCUGAGUGCGUUUCACGAGUCCGGAGACAUGGAUGGCACCGGCUCGUCCGACCACCAUCCACCGACUGCUCCUCUUCCCCCUGCACUCCCACAGGUCCAAGGACCUAAUGAGGGUGGUGACCUCUUGACCUGUGGCCAGUGCUGCCAGGCUUUCCCCCUUGCCCACAUCAUGGCCUUCAUCCAGCACAAGCAGGGCGGCUGCCUCUCCCGAAGCCAAGCGGUGAACACUAGCACCACGCCCCCCUCACCUGCCACCCGAGCCCAUCAACAGCAGCAGCAGCAGCAGAAGCAGCCGCGUUUGUCGAACGCCAGGUUGGAGCCGGGCUUCAUUGAGCUGCGGAGAGCGGCUACCAGAGAGGGAGACGGCGACUGGAGGGAGGAGUCCAGCAGAGCAGUGCCAGAGGAACCGUCCUAUUUCACCUGCCAACAGUGUGAGAGCAUGUUCCCAUCAGCGUGGAUGCUGCUACAACAUGCUCAGCACACGCACUCCUUCAGCAUCUACCAAGAGGACACGGAUGUUUCUGCAGAUAUGAACGCAGAAGAAGUCCUGAAGGAGAUGAAGCCCGUGGCGGCCACUCUGGACCCACGCCACCUGAGCCAAGCUCUGGCCUCAGCCUUUCAGCCCCGACAGGGUCGCUCCCGUCAGACACACGUCGCCUCCUCUCCCAGCAGCUCCCAGUUGCUGAACUUCUCGGUGCGGCUCAGGGAGCUCGCCAAGGGGAAUAACAACACCAGCAGCGCCUCACCUGGCUGUCUUAUGCUGUCUCCGUCCUCGUCUCCACCUGCAGCGUCCACGUUUCCUCAGACCGGCAGCCUCCAGUCUGACUUCCCCUGUGAUAUUUGUGACCGGAACUUUCUGUCCGUGCAUGCCCUGACAAACCACCGUCGUACGCAUGCCUGCGAGAGGCCCUAUCACUGUGGGGUAUGCGGGCUGGCCUUUGCCCAGAGUGGCCAGCUUGCCCGACACAUACGGAGCCAUCACAAGGAGGCCGCAGGUGGAGGAAGUGGAUAUGAGUUGGUGGAGAUGGUCGGGAUGGAGGAGGAUGUCAGCAGGCAGGGCGUGAGGGCGAGGUUUCCAAUACAGGCAUCUACAAACACAGGUAGGGCCGUGGUCGGUGCCGACCCCAGGGUCCAAGGUCAGUCUGAGCUGGACCUGUCUCUGCCCAAACACCCGUCCAUUGCCUCAGGCCUGAUGCUGCUGAACUCACAGGUUAGACCAUCAGAGAGAGAGUUGCUGAGUCUGUACCAGAGGGAGGCAGGGGAGGCAGGAGAGGAGGAGGCUGAAGGGCAGGGGGAGCCGCCGCACACCUCACCCUGCGCCAGCCCUUCCGAAGGCUCACUGGAGAGCGGCGAGACAGGAGGCAGCGGCGAGAGCGGCAUCGCCAGCGGGAACUGUACGCCCAAACGGACGGAAAAUGGCGACCGUGGGCGUGGAGUCGGAGAGUGGGAGAGUGAGAGAGAGAUAAACGAUAGGGAAAAGGACUGGACAACUGCCAAAGUCAGCGAGGUGGUGCAGGAGUGGCAGAGGGAGAACGAGUGGAGGUGCGUCGCCGGGGCGAUCGGCAGCAACAGCAGCGCGACUGCUCUUUCCACAGGAAAGAAAAAGAAAGACGAGGCCUGCGAGUACUGUGGUAAACAGUUCCGAAACAGCAGCAACCUGACAGUGCACCGCCGCAGCCACACAGGUGAGCGGCCGUAUCGCUGCGGCCUGUGUAACUACGCCUGCGCUCAGAGCUCAAAGUUAACACGCCACAUGAAAACCCAUGGUGCUCAGGGAGUCAAGGCUCCCUUCCUGUGCCAGCUGUGCAGCGUCCCCUUCACAGUCUACGCCACUCUGGAGAAACACCUCAAGAAAGUGCACGGCCUGAGCCACGCCAGCGUAGGUGCGUUCACACAAGUCACUGCUAACGACCAUUUAGCCGCUGUGAAAAGCGAAGACGCGGUGGGAGUAAAGAUGGAGGAGGAGGAAGCCCACUUGGAUCAGAUGGAAACUGAGGCGGUGAAGAGCGUGAAGAGGGAGGACGCCCAGAGUCGUGCUGAGUAUCUGGAGAGAGGAUCGAGUCCAGCCUCGGCGGGGAGUCUCCUCCCACCUGAGAGCGGUGCAGACAUGGGCUCAGCUUUGACUUUUGCUCUGUGAGGGCUGUUCUCAAUCACAGAUGACUUUUUUUUUUUUUUUUUUUUGAAAAAGCACUGCACAGGAUUUGACUCACAUUUUUCUAUUUUAUUUAAAGAACUCACCCCAUCCUUAAAAUGACAGUCAAGCAAUAAUAAAAAAAAAAGCUACAGGAAGAGUAGCAACUCCACCUUGUUUGGUAUCAACCCAGUUGUUCACAGCUGAAGGCAAAGCUGACGGAUGAAAGUAGGUGCCGACAGUUGAUGCAGACCACAGAGAAAAACAAGGCCAUGACAUUCAACAGGGAGAUUACCCAAGCUGCUGAACAGGAAGUGAACUGCCACAGUCCACACCGACACAGGAAACUGAUCACCAUGUUACAGUGCAGGGUGCAAAAACUAGAACAAUUUAUCUCUACGCCGGACAGGUGAAGAUGGAUAUUAACCCUCCGAUUAUACAAAAAAAAAAAAGAAACAGUUUGAGAGAAGGUUGUUGAAUAUAAUUCACCGUAUCCUCAGGUGGAGGAUGAUGUCGUGCUUCUCUACUCUCUUACUCCACAGACGGCCUUUUAAAGGCUGAACAGACACAGGGUGAAAUGAAUCCAAACACUGUACGGACCGUCCGCCUGCAGUUUCUCAGACCCCUCUUGUUAAAAGCGCUUGCUUGUCACAACACUUGUCACUUAACAUAAUGUUUACAGGACUCGCAGGGCCAAGCAAGGUUGUGCUCUGAUAUUAUAACAGUGUGUAUGAAUGACUAUCACUCUCUUCUUCCUUUGGUCUAAUUUUUUUUUUUUUUUUUUUAGGAGCGUGAAUACAGAGACUCUGAUGUCUCACCUGCUGACAGUUUAUGUUGUUGUUGAUUAGUUUCUAUGCAUAAAAAAAGACAAUUUUUAUCUCUAUGUGAAACGGGUGUUUAUAAUAAUUCUCUAUUUGUAUGUAGUUUUGUGACGGUAAUUGCUCUCUCCUUAUUGUUUACACUGGUGUCAGUCUGGCUCGAGGCUUGUGCAUGGUUUUGUAACGUUUCUUUCGUUGUUGUCCUUGCUUGCUUUUUUCCUUUUAUUUAUGGAUGCGUCGCGCCGAUGAUUGUGUUACUGUUCGAGUCCGUUUUACUGCUGAGCCACAGGGUCGAGAACAGCGGCAGUACGGGGCUGAUCUGGGGUCAGUUGUAGAGAAUGACAAAUUGAUAAUCCUCACACCUGUUUUGUUCUGAAUGCCACGACGCGUUUCUGACAUGGCGGGUUAUAAGAUUUGAGUAAAUCUUUUUUUUUUUUAUUUAACGAGAGGCGUCUUCAGGUAGAGGUCAACUGACAUGCUCCUAGCGGCUGCGAUGAUGUUGUCAUGAUGUCGACUUUCCUUCACGUCAGGGGAAACAGGUCCUCAUGUUCUAGCCAAUGACUGUGGAUAAGUGUGGUGGAACUGUUCAGGGAUAAUAUUUUGUAUAUAGAGUCACAUACUUGCUCUUGCUGUACCUGUUAUUGUUAUUAUUAAUAAUAUAAUCAGCCUGUCACUGUUACAUUCCCUUCACUUCUCCUCUCUGCGUCUCGCCUCCUCACGGAGCGCCGGCUGUUGUGAAGCCUUUUCCACUCUGCUCUGUUUUUGUAAACUUGAAUUCAUUUUUGUACUGUGUCACAAAGAGCCUCAAUAAAGCCAUUUGAGGUCAAA